ACGUUACAUGAGCUGUGCCACAAACUCGACAUUUACAGAGUGAUUGUAUACAACGCGAAGCAUCAGUGAAUUUUCUGUUUACCUACAAUCUUCAUCAAGGUCACGCUGAGUAGCGAAACCCUCUGUCAGAACAACAUCACGAAAUUUUGUAAAGAUGGCAUCUCGCAGCACAAACAAGAUCACCACUCUGCUCCUCGACUGCGACAACACGCUCGUCCAGUCCGAGACUCUGGCAUUUGAGGCGUGCGCAGAGCUCACCAACGAGAUUCUUGCUGCUCGCAAUAUCGAUCUCCAUUUUACGGGCCGCCAGUUACAGCGCGAGUUCGUCGGGCAGAGCUUUCAAGCCAUGAUGCGCUCGCUAGAGGUCAACUAUGGCGUCUCAUGCAACAUCUCCGAUGCUGAGCUGGAGGACUACGCCAGCAUGGAAGACGAUCGUGUCAUCUCCAAUCUCGUAGAGAAACUCCAGUCGUGCGAGGGAGCCAAUGCUGAGCUCGAACGGCUGGUAGCUGCCGGCAGUCAUCAACUUGCAGUCGUAUCCUCGUCUGCACUGCGUCGUGUGCGUGCGUCGCUCGAGAAGGCUGGGCAGGCCACGUUCUUCCACCCCAGUGACGUCUUCAGCGCAGCCGACUCGCUGCCUGUUCCUACGUCCAAGCCUGAUCCGGCGGUGUACUUCCACGCUCUGAAGACCAUGGGUAAAGUUGCGGCCGAGUGCAUCGCGGUUGAGGACAGCCGGUCUGGUGCGACUUCUGCGAAUCGGGCAGGUAUCAUUACGAUUGGGUACACAGGUGCCUGCGAGGAUGUUGAAGAAGCGGAUAUACUGCGAGGGGUGUUGGAGAAAGCUGGAUGCAAGCUGAUUAUGAGCAAUUGGACAGAGUUUCCUAAUUUACUUCAUCAGAUUGAAACUGAGUUGCUGUGAAGGGUAACAAGAGAACUCCGCCUUGGAAAGAUAAGAUAUCUCCGGAGAUAAGUAGACGGCUGUAAGGGAACCUGUCAACGUGCCAUGAAUCAGACAUGCUUAUUUCAAUGUCAAAUCGAACUUCAAGUACCGCGUUCCAC
This is a messenger RNA of Colletotrichum phormii, 1056 nucleotides long. Its product is annotated as HAD-like domain-containing protein. The transcript has 3 exons. NCBI's taxonomy places the organism in Eukaryota, Fungi, Ascomycota, Sordariomycetes, Glomerellales, Glomerellaceae. Bases 155 to 916 code for a protein of 253 amino acids. The record is from RefSeq and is a predicted model, not a curated record.